Molecule: messenger RNA, 1020 nt
Organism: Peronospora belbahrii
Lineage: Eukaryota; Oomycota; Peronosporomycetes; Peronosporales; Peronosporaceae
Source: the annotation of a GenBank genome assembly
AUGGGAAAUGAGACUUCGACGUUAGUUGAUGAGGUAGAGCAUAGGAAAGACAAUGAAGAUAUUGAAGACACUAGUGAGUGCUAUGGGUUUCGUAUUCUAGGCAUUCAAGAACAAUCACCUGCUUCAACAGUGGGUUUUGUCAGCUUCUUUGACUUUAUUCUGGAAGCAAAUGGCAUUCGUCUUGACACUCGUGAUGCAACCUUGCUGGAACUUAUUGCUCAUAGUGAAGAUCGCGCCAUGCAACUUCGAGUGUUUAAUGUCAAGUCACAAACGACGAGAGAAUUGUACUUGACACCUAGUCGUAACUGGCCUGGCAAAGGAUUACUGGGUGUAACCAUUCGCUUUGACUCGUAUGAAGGCGCAGAGGAUCAGUUGCUCCACGUGCUGAACGUGGCAGAAUCGUCACCGGCCAAGCGUGCAGGACUUCGAGCAGGCUCGGACUAUCUACUAGGCACACCAGAAUGUGUAUUUACGGAUGUAGAGGAUCUGCAUGAUGAGAUUAUGGAUGCAUUAAACGGGUCAUUCCAAUGUUUUGUAUACAACUCGCUUAAUGAUCAGGUUCGAGUUGUGUCAAUAGUGCCGACAGAGCGCUGGGGAGGUGACGGCUUACUAGGUGCUGAGGUUGGUCAUGGCUAUCUGCAUCGACUACCGUCUAUCUGUCGGGAUACUAUUGGUUCAUCAGUAGGUUUUGUCAAUCUGCCGAAGGAUAUCAAGGCUGCGACGGAUGCUUUUUUGAAUCCGCAGCGACGCAGUGAGGAUAGUCACGCAAAUAGCAACAGCCAUGAACCAGCCAAGGUCGUUACAAUGGAUAUGAGCGUACAAGACCAUUCAGCACAUGUUUCGCCACGUGACGCAAACAAACAGCAGACUGAUGUUGAGCAAACUAACCAGGAAGGAGAUGAUACCGUUUUUGAAGCAGCUAGCAAUGCAGAGAUUGCUCCACCAGCAAAGCCCCGAUAUGCAGCACUCAUGGAUCUUCAGUUUCCAAUCUCGACUGUUGCUGUACUUGCUGAUCCAUGA